This is a messenger RNA of Sesamum indicum (sesame), 1625 nucleotides long. Its product is annotated as 7-deoxyloganetin glucosyltransferase. NCBI's taxonomy places the organism in Eukaryota, Viridiplantae, Streptophyta, Magnoliopsida, Lamiales, Pedaliaceae. The record is from RefSeq and is a predicted model, not a curated record. Gene Ontology annotation, molecular function: quercetin 7-O-glucosyltransferase activity; quercetin 3-O-glucosyltransferase activity.
AUAAGAUUUCACACUCACACACAACACACACUAGAAAGUGACCAGAUGGGUCUCAUAAGCCCCAUGCCCUGUGCCUCCCUUUUCCAGCUCAAGGUCAUAUAAACCCCAUGUUCAAACUAGCCAUACUUCUCCACCACAGAGGCUUCCACAUAACUUUCAUCAACACCGACUACAACCACAACCGCCUGCUCAAGUCGCUAGGCCCGGCCGGCCUAGUCGGCACGUCCGACUUCCAGUUCGAGACAAUCCCUGAUGGCCUCCCGCACUCGGACGCCGACAUGACGCAGGACGUUCCAUCACUAUUCAUCUCAACCAAACACAACUGUCUAGCCCCGUUCCGCCAGCUUCUAGCAAAGCUUAACGCUAGCUCUUCUUCGCCACCGGUCACCUGCAUAGUUUCUGAUGCUAUAAUGACAUUUUCUGUCACUGCUGCCCGUGAAAUAGGAGUACCCGUUGUGUGUUUCAGAACGACUAAUGCCUGCAGCUUCUUGUGCAAUAAGUAUGUACCCCUUCUCAUACAGAAAGCCCUGCUACCACUUAAAGAUGCAAAUUCUUUAACAAACGGGUUUUUGGACACUUCUGUGGACUGCAUUCCCGGCCUGAAAAGCAUUAAGCUAUAUGAUCUUCCAACCUUUGUUCGGACUACGGACGUAAACGAUCCACUGCUGAAUUUUGUGUUGGGAGAAACGGAAGGAGCCUCAAGAGCAUCAGCUAUGAUUUUCAACACUUUUGAUGCCUUGGAGGCUGAUGCAUUGGCGGCCCUUAAUCCACUGUGUCCCCCAGUUUACGCCAUCGGUCCAGUGCAUGCGUGUGUCGACCAACUCCCGGAAAACAGCCUCAAGUCGAUGGAAACCAACCUCUGGAAACAAGAAUCCGACUGCCUACUUUGGCUCGACUCAAGGAAGCCAAAUUCGGUAGUGUACGUGAACUUUGGAAGCAUAACGACGUUGACGAAGGAACAGGUGACUGAAUUUGCACGGGGACUUGCUGAUAGUGGCAAAGACUUUCUCUGGAUAAUCAGAUCGGAUUCAGUUGUAGGUGGUAGCUCUGCGAUUUCAACGUUGCCGUCAGACUUUGUUGCUGAGACUAAAGAGAGAGGUCUAAUAUCAGGUUGGUGCCCGCAAGAAAAGGUGCUGAGCCACUGUUCUGUUGCGGCCUUUCUAACUCACUGUGGGUGGAACUCUGUGAUCGAGAGCCUGUGGAGUGGCGUCCCGAUGAUAUGCUGGCCGUUCUUCGCUGAUCAGCACAUAAACUGCAGGUUUACAUGCUCCGAAUGGGGCGUUGGCGUGGAAAUUGGUAGGAAUGUGAAACGAGACGAGGUGGAGAAGAUUGUGCGAGAGAUGGUUGGAGGCUUUGAGGGGAAGAAGAUGAAGCAUAGAGCAAUGGAGUGGAAGAACAAGGCGGAAGAGGCCGUUGGAGUUCAUGGCUCGACAUUCUUGAAUUUGGAGAGAUUGGUUAAGGAGAUCUUAUUGUCCAAGGUUGAUUAUGUUGUGUGAAAGUUACAGCUUAUGUUUCUUGAUGUGGUGUCCGAUGUUCUUGUUGAGCCUGUCUUGCCCUGUUUCUUGGGCCUGCACCUUUUGUCAAAUAUUAGCUUUGGAUAUUGUUCAUGCCAUCAGGUUGAAGUA